ACUGUUCCUGUCAUCCCGAUGGAUCGAUGAAUAAUGCUUGCGAUCAGCUGACGGGGCAGUGUACGUGCAAGCCUGGUGUUCUUGGCCGGCAAUGCUCCAUAUGUCAGAGUGGAGAACAGCUUACUAAGGACGGAUGCGCUUUCGAUGUUGAGUCCGAAGUGAGCAGUGAACGUAUUCGGAGUCCCCACAUGGCGACAGCUGGGCGGUUAUUUAGUCCCAAAACUACGCUCCUUAUCCGAGCUCUGGUGACACUGGAGCAACCGGUGGCAAUAGAAUUGCAUGCCACGCUGUAUGCCACCGACGGGGGUUUGCUACAUUACAGAGUUUCCCCAACGACGCGUGAACAAAUGAUGGUUCCAAAUAUACACGACCAUCAGUUCAGUUUAAUGGUUGCUCGAAAGCGCUUGGAAUGCAGAUACGUGAAUGGCAGCACAAGGACCAGGGUGCAUAUUGUUCGAUCUGCCCUGACCAUCCUACCUGGAGCACAUUACAAAAUACACACCGGUGUUUCGAACGGACAGCCGUGGUUACGCAUCAACAAUGAGGACCAAACAGUUUCUUAUCCAUCAGGAGCUAAAUUAGAACACGAAAAAACAGAGGAAAUUCUCCAUUCAGGUGGUUACCGUACAAUCGUAGUCGGACGACCACUGACGGAAAACAUUGGCGGAAUUGAUACUAUACAAGGAUCCUAUACAAAUGUCGGCUUCUCUGGAUGUCUCUUAAAACUCGUCAUUCGGGCAGGAAAUCCGGCUCUGCAACAGGUGGUUGAUUUGAUUAAAGCGGAUCGCACUGAAAUGGUCUGGAUUGGCAUUCAGCAAAUGCAGUCAGGAUUAGAUGAAGCCCCUCUGUGCGAACCACCUUAUUCUGCUAACCAGCGAGAUAGCGCUAAAGGCAUCCAGUCAGACUCGAUUGGACCUGAGUGGAAAACCGACCCGUGUAUGUGGUCACGUCCAGUUUGCCAAAACAAGGGGCUAUGUAAGCCCAGUGAUUCAGGCGAUUAUUUUUGUAUUUGUCAACCAGGAUGGCAAGGGAAGCAUUGUGAACAGAUGGCAACAAUUGUACCCCAGUUUUUUGGACACAGCUUCAUUCGUUUACCCGGACCAUCAGGAGAGCAGUCGAUGCAAAGAAAACGUCUCCUCAUUGAACUAAUAUUCAUAAUCACAGAACUACCAGGGCUAUUGUUUUUCGUGCCUCCGGACCAAUUUUCAAACAGGAAUCCGUUCAUAGCGGCCUACGUUGAUUCUCAGAGUUAUUUGGUAAUCGUCUGUCGAGUCGGCAUCCGUGACAUAACAAACUCUUUCGCAGCGACAGAAUCUCAUCGGCACAGCAAUAUCAUUCGACUGCGAUAUUCGGUUCCGGUUCAAGUGGGACACUGGUAUACACUGACGAUCGACAAACGCUCCAAACGGAUAAGCGUUACACUGGAUGGAAAAGUCAAGGAGCAAAUGCGUUUGGUCCCAUUGAUUCUCAAGAAGCCGAACCAAAAACUCUUUACCUUCGACAUAUCCAAAAGCCCAAUCUACUUGGGUGGAUUUCCGUUUCCAUUAAUACCAACAUCAGUCAUAAGCAUCAAGAAAGGCUUGGUUGGAGCAAUACAAAAGAUAAUCAUAAACGGCGCUGAGCUUGUCUUGGCAGACCCAACAUAUCCGAGUUCUCCAUCAAUAGAGACACUGCUACGAUGGGACAACACGGAAUACUGGUCAAACGUAUCGCAGUGGCAAGGUCCACCUUGUGGACCCAGCUACAAUCCUUGUCUUAUGAACCCGCCUGAAAAUGUAUGUCGGCCCCAGGGCUCUGAAGCUGUAUGCUCUUGUUCCACUCCACUACAGCUGUGGAGCAUCAUACACGAACGAAUGGACUACGAUGUAGAGCGCGCAGAAAAACUAGCUUGUGACCAGCGACAACGCGAACUACUUACCGCAAAGGUGGAAAGCUCUUUGUCAAGACAGACCUACAGUGUUCAAAAUGAUGGACAGGCAUUAUGGGACCCGCUAAUUUUGGGGACAUCCGAACCAGUCGAUAGAAUUUCAGAGCAAGUAUGCGGAUCCCUUGUCGUUCGCUUCGCUGGGAGCACGAUAUUUCGGUUCGAAGAGUUCACAAAUGCAAAGGAGAACUACAGAAUACACAUCAAAAUGAAGUCGUCCGAUCGUGAUGGAAUGAUAUUGUACCUGGGCGAGGAUGGAGAUGGCCGGUUUGGACGUCAUGCCAAUGACCGACAUGAAAGUAUCAUAAUAGCAAUGAAGAACGGAUUGGUUGAAGUUGCGAUUCAUUCUCUUGAGUCCGACAGAAUCGUGAAUAACAGCGCAGCCAUAAGGAAGCAUCGAACGAAAACGAGGGUGAAUGACAACAUAUGCCACAAUGUGUGGUUUGCAAGAAAUAAACGGAGUUUUACAUUCGGAGUUGACAACGAGGCGGUAACAGGAGAAGCACAGAGACAUCCCAGUCGACGGCACAAGAACAAAUAUAUCAUGUUAGGUGGUGCAACAACCGAGGUCAAAGGUAUUCCACUCGAGUACCAGCAAAACUUCACGGGCUGUAUCGGUGAUUUCGUUAUUAAUGAUAGACAAAUGCAAGUGCUCACAGAUGCCUACGAAAUAUGGGGGCCAGUGAUGGCAUGCUGA
Molecule: messenger RNA, 2621 nt
Organism: Dicrocoelium dendriticum
Lineage: Eukaryota; Metazoa; Platyhelminthes; Trematoda; Plagiorchiida; Dicrocoeliidae
Source: the annotation of a GenBank genome assembly